Messenger RNA from Dunckerocampus dactyliophorus (ringed pipefish), 2998 nucleotides. It is a transcript of the gene ap4b1, whose product is annotated as adaptor related protein complex 4 subunit beta 1. Gene Ontology annotation, biological process: intracellular protein transport; vesicle-mediated transport. Bases 171 to 2639 code for a protein of 822 amino acids. Gene Ontology annotation, cellular component: clathrin adaptor complex; membrane coat. Lineage: Eukaryota; Metazoa; Chordata; Actinopteri; Syngnathiformes; Syngnathidae. The transcript has 14 exons. The record is from RefSeq and is a predicted model, not a curated record.
CACAAAAAGAAUACAGAAGAAGAGACACGGAAGUGUGUGUGGGAAAGUAAAUAUACUUGUCAUCCAAGGAGUAGAUAAAUACCGCCUGCGACCAAUCCACGUCCAUAUCCAACCAUGUGAAUGUGACCGUGCGCCUGAAAUAUGAACUUUAAAGCUUGACAACAAUAUUUAUGACCGUAUUCGGUAGGAUUUCUGUGACCACCAUGCCAUAUCUCGGCAAUGAAGACAUGGUGAGGGACCUGAGGAGAGCUCUGUCCAACCCUCACGUCCAGUCUGAUCAUCUUCGUUACAGGAACAUCAUCCUCAAAGUUAUCAGGCUGAUGUCGCAAGGCGUAGAUGUAUCAAGCCUGUUCAGCGAGAUGGUCAAAGCGUGUGCAACAGUAGACAUUGUCCAGAAGAAGCUGGUCUAUGUCUUCUUGUGCUCCUAUGCUGCUUUAAACCCAGAGUUGUCUCUGCUGGUCAUCAACACACUGAGGAAAGACUGCCAGGAUCCAAACCCCAUGGUGCGCAGCCUGGCGUUGAGGAACAUGACCAACCUGAGGUUACCCAGUUUGGUGGAGUAUGUGGAGCAGCCUCUGACAGCAGGACUGAGGGACAGAGCUGCUUGUGUGCGGCGCGUCGCUGUGCUUGGCUGGGCCAAACUGCACAAUCUCCAACCGAAUUCUGAGAUCGAUGUUACAGUGGUGAAUGAGCUAUACAGCCUUCUGAGGGACCCAGAUCCGGUCGUGAUGGUUAACUGCCUUCGCGCUCUGGAGGAGAUCCUUAAGCAGGAAGGAGGGGUUACCAUCAAUAAACCCAUUGCUCAUCACCUCCUCAACAGGCUGAAGGAAUGUGACGUGUGGGGUCAGAGUGAGGUGCUGAAGAUCCUCCAGCGCUACCAACCUCAUUCUGAUGAUGAGCUUUUUGACAUCCUCUCCCUGCUGGAUGCCUCCUUAGUCAGCCCUCACCCUCCAAUCAUGGCUGCCACGCUGAGCCUCUUCCUCAGCCUCUGCUCUGCCUUGCCGGCAGUCAGCUUGGCAGCCCUGGAACGAGUACGGGGUCCCUUACUGGCCGCCUGUGGGAGUGCGUCCAGAGAGAUGAGGUUCACUGUGCUCUGCCACAUCCAGUUGCUGCUGCGGUCGGUCCCUGGCCUGAUGGGGGCACACUACAAACGUUUCUUCUGUGGCUAUGCUGAGCCAGCCUUUAUCAAGCAGAGGAAGAUGCAGGUGCUGGUAGAGCUGGUAAAUGAUGAGAAUGUAGCAAUGAUACUAGAUGAGCUGAAGGAAUACUGCACUGAUGUCAACACUGACACUGCUCAGGCUGCAAUAUCAGCAAUUGGUCGUAUUGGGAGGAGCUAUAGCGACAGAUGUCUAAAAAUCCUUACUGGCCUGCUUGGGCUCAAACAGGAGCACAUCACGUCUGCCGUGGUGCAGACAAUGCGUGAUCUUGUCUGGGUGUGUCCUCAGUGUAGUGAAACUGUAUGUUCUGCUCUGGAGGGGUGUGAGGAGAUACUACAGGACAGCCAAGGCAAGCAGGCCUUGCUCUGGUUCCUGGGAGCAUAUGGCGAUAGAGUCUCCAGCGCCCCCUACACAUUGGAGGUGUUCAUUGACGGCGUGAGGUGUGAGACCUCUCCGAGAGUCAAGAUGGAGUUACUGACUGCCUCUUUGAGGUUGUUUUUAUGCCGUCCUGCUGAGACCCAGGACAUGCUUGGAAGACUGCUGCACUACUGUAUAGAUGAGGAGACAGACAUGUGUGUACGUGAUCAGGCGCUUCUGUACUACCGCCUUCUACAAUGUGGGGUUGAUGAGACACGCAAGGUUCUCCAGGGUCGGAGGUCAGACCCUUCUCUUGGGGUUCUUAUCGGUCGUCCUGCAGAGCCUGUAAGCCAGUGGGCUCACAGUUUCAACACACUGAAGCCUCUCUGGCAGAACACCGCAGAGACAGAAUCAGUCAACAGCGAGAACCGUGAACACACGUCUGACCCCACCUCUGACCUCUCAGAAACUCUGAAUUCACGUCAAGUUGAAAGUGUUCCGACAGACAGUGGUGGUGAGUGUACAGAAGCACCUACAGACGCCUUGGCGACCAGUGCAGUUGUCCCUCUUAGUUUGUUCCCGACUCUCAGCCCGGAGGACUUUGAGCGUUUGUGGCUGCAAGGUGCUGAGCAUGCUGAGGAGGAGGAUUAUGUGUGCAAGACAGAACACAUCCAAUGUCCAGAUGUGACUCACUUUUUGCCACAAAACUUUCAGGCGGCAAUGCAGCUGCUCAACAUCCAGACGCUGGCCUUCACGCCGCCACACGUGCUCCCCUGGAGGGUCUACCUGUACACGCACGCUGCAGCCAGUCCCCGCAGCACGCUCAUCCUGGCAGAGCUGCUUUAUACUGGAGAGACAAAUGAGGAGGGAGGUGCACAUGAAGGCACUGGAGAUAUAGAGAAUGCAAAUGAAGUAGCGGUAGAGGGAAGAGCGGAGGCACGGGUCAGUCGUGAAGAGGAAGAAGCAUUUGCACAGAGGAACAACAUCGAGUUGGAAAGGGAAGACAGACACAUGAAGGAAAUAAAAGUGACUUUAAAGCAGCAACCAAGAGAUGAUGACGCUCUGGGGGGGUUUCUGUCCAUACUCACAACGAUACUGCACACGCUGUCCUCUGAGACAGAAUAAAUGUACAUCAUUAGCAUUUUUCAGCACCGACUUCCCCACAGAAGUUCCAGAAAAAAAGAUCCUGGUGGCUACCUGGACUCAAGGGGGAAUUGUUUUAUCUAGGUAAUUUGGGUGGAAACGCAGUGGGAGGGGGGGGAGGUUUCAAAAGUCCAGGGAAUUUGAAAAGUGCCUUCUGUGGAAAAUGUGUUAUGUACAUUACGUGUUCUCUGUGAUCAAUUUAUGGUGUAGCCACCUCAGCAGGAUUAGCUCUUACCCAACCACAACUAUAAAACUGAACUUUUUUUUAUGCGUUAAAAUGUGCAACAAUUUAGAUAAGGGGUGUGAAACUCGUGCCAUGGAGGGCCGAGACACUGCAGGUU